UAAUGACGACGCCGGCCCUGCCGCUUCCCUUCGUCUGUAGCAUUUGCCCUUCCGAUCGCGAAGGGAAGAGCAGCUCCCUCGUCUCCUCUCGGAGAAUGAUAGGAGCGAAACCGUAAUUUUCGAUCAAAUUCCGAGGUUUCUCUCCUUUAUUUUUCGUCAUAUUUGUGCAACCAAGCAUUUCCUGGCAUCGGAUUGGCGGUAUCAUUCGGAUUUGUGGGUUGGUGUUCUGUUUCGUCGCGACAAGGGGAGCUGAGUUGAUCUCUCGCAGGCUUUGGGAAAGGGGGGUUGUUAGGGGCGAAGAGGAGGGAGGUAUGCAUAGGGAUCGGGGAGGGAAUGGGUCGAGGGUGGAGACCGGAGCCUCAUAUCGUAGGCGGAUCAAUGGCGCCCUCGACAAACACCUGGAGAGAUCGUCAACGGCGACGUCGGAGGUCUUGAACCGCAGGGAGAGGGAGAGGGAUAGGCUGUCGGUGCCGUCCACCUCUUCCGGAAAGCACCUCGAGCACCAAGACCAGCGUUCUGCUUCUCUUUCCAAAAACAAGUACUCAGAUGUCAUAUUUAUACCUGUAAGCUUUCUGACGAUGCUUUCAUUACUAUUCCUGGAGCCGCAAAAAGAAUCAGAAACAGAUAGUGAAGAGUCAGAUGUCAGUGGUUCUGAUGGGGAAGACACAUCUUGGAUUUCAUGGUUGUGUAAUCUAAAAGGCAAUGAGUUCUUCUGUGAGGUUGAUGAUGAGUACAUACAAGAUGAUUUUAACUUAUGUGGUCUAAGCAGUCAAGUACCCUACUAUGCCUAUGCUCUUGAUCUAAUCUUGGAUGUGGAGCCUUCCCAUGAUGAUUUGUUUACUGAAGAACAAAAUAAGUUAGUUGAAGCAGCAGCUGAGAUGCUUUAUGGUUUAAUUCAUGUCAGAUACAUAUUAACCAGUAAAGGAAUGGCUGCAAUGCUAGAAAAGUUCAAGAACUAUGAUUUUGGAAGAUGCCCUCGAGUUUACUGCUGUGGCCAGCCUUGCCUUCCUGUUGGCCAAUCAGACAUCCCUCGAUCCAGUACUGUGAAAAUAUAUUGUCCAAAAUGUGAAGAUAUAUAUUAUCCUAGGUCGAAGUACCAAGGCAGUAAUGUUGAUGGAGCCUACUUUGGAACAACAUUUCCUCACCUGUUUCUGAUGACUUAUGGACACCUGAAGCUGAAAAAGCCAUCACAACGAUACACUCCAAGGGUAUUUGGAUUUAAGAUUCACAAUCCUUGAUGCCAGAGUUGAUCUGUCACAUGGAAGGGUCAGGCUGCAGCUGAAUACACAACUCUAUAUUGAAAGAGGUUGCUGCCACAAACUGUAUCAGUUCUCAGAAUGUGACUGUACACGGCUUCACCAUCGUAGAAUUUUAGGAAACACCUGUCGGAUGGCUUACCUAUUUAGUAAGCUGUGUAUCUCAGUGUACCUGUAACUACUGAACAAGUUUUAUGGUUGAUCGAUUUGGCCUUGUGCAUUGCAGGUCUUGCCCCUUUUGCAUUGGGGCCCAAGAUGAAUAUUUCAAACUCGACAUCUACCAUCACUACAAUUAAAAGUUUCUUUUUCGAGGCAUAUGUAUGCAUUUCAAUCCUUGUACUUUUCUGAUAAACCUUAUAUUUGUUCCAGGUGCUACAGGCCACUGCUGUAGUUCAUGUAACUGUCAUAAUGAUAUUUAAUUGUUUGGUCCAAUGGAUUAUGCAAUGUUAGAGAGUGUUUAAAGCCCAUUUGCAUUAUGCAACGGUGGCCACAUAUUUGACCCA
Molecule: messenger RNA, 1759 nt
Organism: Musa acuminata subsp. malaccensis (wild Malaysian banana)
Lineage: Eukaryota; Viridiplantae; Streptophyta; Magnoliopsida; Zingiberales; Musaceae
Source: RefSeq, a predicted model, not a curated record